AAUUGCAGCAACUCUUGUUGCUGCCCAGCCGUGUCAAGUUUGCACCAUCUGGGUUGCUUGCGGUUGUCGCCCUAGCUGUCAUUUCGGGCCCCUUUCUCCGGCUCUCCACCGACGUCACAGAUUCAAGUUCUGCAGGGAAGCUCGCUCCUUGUCAUACUGCACUGAAAUUCCACAACGUUUUUCCUUGCCGUUGUUGAGAAGUCAUUGCCCCUAUCCUUCGUAAUAGCAGCUCUCAUCAGUCUUUUUCCAAGAUAAGCAGUUUCUUUAGAUCAGGAUUUUCAGGUGCACACACGCGAUGGCCGACCCGUCCUCGUCUCGGAGUGCUUCCACAGACGACCUAGGGCUCAAGCAUCUGGAAUUUGCUAGGCACGCUUUGAUAAGCUUGUAUAUCCUUCUCUUUAAGCUGUAUGAGCAAGCUAAGGGAAACUCAGGCUCUCUUCGAACAGGGAUUGACAGGGUAGAGAGCGUGGUACGAACCGUGGUUGGCCCUGUGUGGAGUAAGGUUGAGGAGAAGCCGGAUGAAUUGUUUCGCUUCGCCGACGAGAAGGUUGACGCGGCUCUGAAGUAUGCGGACAGCUACAUCCCCAAAGACUUAGCUCACCGAGCUUCUGAUUUCGUCCGCGCUGUUCCGGUGCGUGCGAAGGAGGCGCUCUACGACUGUCAGGAAAAGGGUGCGCUUGGUGCUGCGAAAUCCUACUAUUACGAGUCUCUGGAGCCGGUUCUCUCAGCGUACCUUGUCUUCUUGUGGCGCCUGGCGCUCUCCAUGCCGCUGGUUCCCCAUGUGGUAGUAGCAGCUUCCCCCAUUGUUUUCGCAGCUGCUGGUAAGUACAACAGCGUUGUGGCGUCGCUCCAAAAAUCAGGCUUCCAGUAUGUGAAGAAGGCUGCGGAUGUGGUUCCGCUGGUCCCUGUGGAGAAGGCAGAGAGCUAUGUGAAGCUCAGUCUGCAGCAGGCUGGAGUGGAGUGCAACAACUAAGGAACGAAACAUAGUGAUUCGACAAAAAAAACUAUUGCUCCUGCUCUAGGGGUUGUAGUAGCUAAAUGUGGGAAAAUAAUUCAGAAUGUGCUAACCUAGCCAUAAUCUGGCCUUUUCGAUCCACCUGUAUAUAGGCUUAAAUCCUGCUUGUGACUGACGAACGCCAAGUAUGCUAUCUGUAGCAUCUUGUGCAUAGUGAACGCUGAAGAUUAAACAGUAGGGAAGGGAGAAGUGAUAGCAGCAUUUCGAAUUAUCAUGCUUGAUGAGAAGGGGGGUU
Closterium sp. NIES-67 is the source of this 1250-nucleotide messenger RNA. The record is from the annotation of a GenBank genome assembly. NCBI's taxonomy places the organism in Eukaryota, Viridiplantae, Streptophyta, Zygnematophyceae, Desmidiales, Closteriaceae.